This is a messenger RNA of Triticum turgidum subsp. durum (durum wheat), 522 nucleotides long. NCBI's taxonomy places the organism in Eukaryota, Viridiplantae, Streptophyta, Magnoliopsida, Poales, Poaceae. The record is from the annotation of a GenBank genome assembly.
AUGGGGGCUUGCCAGGCUCUCUCCUGCAUCGUCCUGCUCUCUCUCUUUGUCUCGUCAAGCGCUUCCAUCCUAAACGACGUGUGCAAGUCCUUAGGCGCAAGCAACGAUGACAUUGGCUACGACUACUGCAUCAGGUUCUUCCGAGCCUUCACAGUGCCAGCGCCACCGCCGACAAGCGCGGCCUCGUCAUCAUCGCCGCGAAGAUCAUCCGAGCAGAGGCCGCCAACACCCGCAACCGCAUCAACGCUCUCAAGGCCUUGGAGACGAACAGGAAGAUCGCCCGGCGCCUCUCCGACUGCCACGCGCUGUACUCGAGCGCACUGCACCUGCUCGACGCGGCGGCGAAGGCCGUCAAGUCGAGCCAUUUGCAGGACGCGGAGGCGAACCUCAACGCCGUUGGAGAACCCCGACGUGUGCGAGGAAGGAUUCCGGGAGCUGGGCGUCAGGUCGCCGGUGGCGGACGAGGACUACGAGUUCACCAAGGGGUGCUCCAUCGCUCUCAGUAUAGCGAGCACGUUGUAG